AGCAGUGGUGACAGGGAAGUCCCAGGUAGUUGUGGACUUAUUAUAAUACCUUCUUUGGGUGAGGCAUCGCGUGGGGGGGGAAGACCGGGGGUUGGGGUCACAGCUGAGAGAACAUUCUGCUUCCUUGUUCCACAGCGAGGAAGACGGGAGAGCAGAGCAGUUUGUUGGGGUGCGAUUUUGCUCCUGGCUGCCAGAGGGGAGGAAGCGGUUGUGGGGCAGGGCCUGGCACAGGAACAAGAGCUGACAGCAGCGGAGUUAAUGCUGGGGACUCCAGAGCAUUCAUGUGGCUGGCAAGCUGGAGCCUGCCAGCACUCUCGGGGUUAGUGAUGGGAGCGGAGUUUUAACCGAGACUGCACCGACGAGAGGGACAGUGCUGGGGUGAGGCUUGUUUUAUUCUUUGAUUUCUUUUUUUUUUUUUCCCUUCCCAAUCUUGAGUCUGAAUUUGGCUGAGGCCAGACUACGGUGAGUUGUGAGCUCUCAGCUCAGGAGCGGCCCAUUGGCUUUGGAGCCUGGCAGGGUGGAGUGGGAGGGGCUGUGUUGGGCAUUGCUCGUUAAAAGUGAAAGUGAAUGCGGUGCUGGAGGCCAGUCGUUCGCUGGUGCACAGGACAGGAACAGCUGGGUCUGCAGCCGAGCAAGCCUCCCCACCCACACCGGGAGCCUUGGCCCCCGGAGGCAUCGCUGCUGAGACCACCAGGGCAUUUGGGCUUCCAGGGCCCGUUCGCGUCCUUGGCUACUCUUCAUCGUGUGAUGAUUUGGGUUGGUGGAUUUUGUUCCGUGGACGCCUCCCCAGUGGGCACAAGGCUGAGACCCAACCGCUCAUUUCACACAGGCCACCAGUGGUUGGCUGCUUGCUACUCUCCUGGAACCAGAUUCAAACCAGUGAUCUAGGCCUUGAUGGGCACCGUGUCCCCUGAGCAGCUUGGUGUCCACCGCACAGGGGAUUGGUGUCCCCAGUACCUCUGCCGGCAUCCCAGGGCCACUGACUCCAGCUGGAACUGUAGGUGCCCGGCACCGCUGAACAUCAGUCGGCUUGUUCGCCAGUACAGCGGCCUGGCUGUUAAGCAGCUUCGCUUGGUCCACGGCAGCCAGGAUCGGGCAAACGGCCUGCAGUAGCUUUGUGGCACCUUGCCCUAGAAGGGAAGGUCCCGUUGCAAAGGGAAGGACGAAGUGCGAAAAGAGGCAGACGGGGUGAAACUGGCUAGUGACAUGAAACAAGCGGCUCGAGGCUGAGCGGUUUCAGGGCCAGAGGAUGUUUAUCGGACAGACAGGAUGGCCGAUGGGCUCCCUGCACACGCACUCCGGCUCACGCUGGCAGUGUAAACGCAUGAGGCGCUGCUCCCUGAUGGCACACGGCAGGAGUUUGCACGACAGGGUCAUGUCCAGUAACGUAGCCGGCACACGCCGUGGAUGCAGGCGUCACUGGCUGGCAAAGGGUCUGACCGUGCAGAUAUUGGUGACCAAUUCCUGGCUCCGCAGGACCAAGGAGCUGGGCUGAUCAGUGCCUGGCACAGCCAUGGGCGGUGCCCAGUGCAGAGAGGGAGAGAACGUCUAGCUUUGAGCUGAGCAAGACAGGAGUUUCCUGGGGUCCUCUGCCUGCUCUCUGAUCCCUCCGUUGCAGCCUGGAGGAUACCAGGGGGAGUUUGCCCAAUCCUGCCUCAGUGGGAGAGUUGUGGGAGCUGGCGGCAGGCAGCCUGCACAGAGGGAAGCAUGCAGAUCACCCGCUCCUUGGGGCCCCAUGAAGAGGCAGCAGAGCAGACUGUCUCGUUAUGCAGAUGUACUGAGGUCCCCCUGCCUGGCGGAGCAAUGGCCCCAGGUGCUCCUGGGGAUGCCUGCGCGCUCCUGCAGUGGGUUCUUUUCUCAAAGGCGUGUCCUGACGGGACAGAACUGAGUGCUGAGUGGGGGUGAAGUGGCUGGGGAAAGGCCCUUGCAGCAAAGAGACAGAGGAAGGGAGAGAGUGGGGCUGUUGGUGGAUGUGGGGGGAGGAUAAACAUCAGCUCAGCUGCGUAAGAUUCUCCCCAGGCUGUUGGGAGCCGCUUCCCGGCACACAAUGCCCAGGCACGGUGGGAGGCUCCUCGCAGGGCAGCUCCAGGUCCAGCUGCUCCCCUGGUUCUUGCUGCCCUGGGCUCCAAACCCUAAUGGCACAGAGCAGCACUGACCUCCCUUCCUUUGGGGUGGUGCGUCGGACUCCUGCGGUCGCUUCCCGCUGAGGCUGAGUAUAUGCGGGGGGGACGGGACUGGAGAGAGGAGGCCAAGGAAGUUCUGCCGCUGAGUGCAGUCUGGGGGAUAGGGGGGCUCUCGGCCCCCCCCGGGCGAGGUCUCCGCUCCGCAGGCCCAGCCAGCGUGUACACCGGGCAGCUCUCCCCCAGCGGCUGAGGAGGUGAGAAUUUCCUUUUCCUCACCCCAGCCACAGGAGGAGAUGGGCUGUGGCACAUCACCCCCUCGCAGAGCUACCACCUGGUUUGUGCUUCCAGCGGGACAGGUGACCUGACUUGUUUGGGGCUGGACUGGCAUUUCUCCAAUGCUGUGUUGAGACGGGGACCAGCACAGCUAGGAGCUCCCCCACAGCCAGCCCCCCUCACCAUUCCCUGCAGCGCCUCCUGGGCACCCCCUCCACGACUGCUCCGACAGUGUUGCCUGAUGUGCAGCGCCCAUCCAGCCAUUGAUUGCUUUGCUCGCCGUGACGGAGUGGCCUGUAACAGUGGGUCCGUGUGUCUCCAGCUGCACGGAAGAGGGGGUGGGGUGGAGCCGGUCCUUGCCCUGAAUAGGCUCCCCUGUAGGAGAAUUGCAGCCUCUCCAGCUGCUGCUGCUGGAAAGCCGCCAUGGCGCUCUGAGCAAUGCCAUGUUUGUGUGUGACCUCCCUGGCAGACCCGAAGCUGCCUCAUCUGCUCCAGGAUGGAGGAGCACUGGUCCUAAUGCCCACUUUGAAUGUGGCUGGCACUGACGCCUGGCGCAGACCGCAGAUGGGCCUGCCGGGUUUCAUGGCAGGUCUUGUCUGCAUGCCCAGGUGAAGGGGCGCGGUGUUCGCUGAAGGGCUGGCAGGACGGUAUGGCCAGCCUGCUCAGAGGUUAGACUUACGUUUGAGGCCCGGCAGCUCUUGAAUACGCUGCCCACGCCUGCCGACAUCACGACGAGCGAGGCUUUGGGAGUGGGGAGGUGCGUGCGCAUUACGGCACAGCGCUCCCUUCUGCCUGCUUGUGGAGCGGCUGUGAUCCUGGGACCGGGCUGGCAAGAGGCAGGGAGGGAUUGUGUUUCGGGCUAUGUGUCCUGGAAGGAAGGGCAGGGAGAUGGCUGUGUGGGAAGAUGAAGGCCACUGACCCGCCCUGCUGAUGUUGAGUUGCUGCGUGUGUAACGCCAACAGACCCCGGUUGUCAGUGGGCAGCAUCGAACCCAGGACCUCUGGAGCUUAGUGCAUGAGGCUCCACUGCACGAGCUAAAAGCCAGCUGGUUGUUAGCUAAGGCUGGAGAACAGACUCGUUUAAGGCUCUCUCUCUAAGUGGUUUCGGUGCCACGAGCUGGGACAGAGCACCACCCCCAGAAGGUGUGGGGGUUACCCGUGCAGGGCCGCGGGACGUGGUGCUGGGUUCAGGCUGUGGCCCAGCACGCCAUACCACUGCAGGCAGGAUACUGAAGCGCUGAAUGGAGCCGCGAUGUGACCUACAUUUCCCAAGGAAGCAAGGCGCCCCCAGCCCCCGGAGCUUUCUCGGCGCCUGCCCCAUGAAAUGAUGCAAGUGAAGCCUCUUCUGCCCCGGCAGGUGCCUCCUUAGCAGGCUUCUCGCCCUGCCGCAUCACCUCACGCCAUUCGCCGGGGACGGCAGGACAUGGCCGGUGCGGCACCGUGGGCCUGCUGGGGAGAGGUGGACCUUGGCCAUGGCUCUGGGCAGCGGCAGCACUGGGAGGAGGAGGAGGUGGAGCAGGGGUCUGAGGGAUACAUGGAGGAGAAGGGAGUUGCUGGACUGGAUGAGAACGGACUGGUGGGUGGCGCUGGCCAGUGGGGUGAGUCCCCGGCCCAGGAGCCCGCAGAACUGGAGUUCCUGGGAAACGUCAGGCUUCUGAAGGGGCCACCUUCCCCCGAGGGGCUCUUGGCCCAGAGUGUCAGGAGCUUCGACCUUCGUGAACUGCAGGAGUUUGAGUGGAGCAGUGUCCAAGGAGACAAUGCCAGGAGCCCACCCGCUGAUGACGGUGAGGAGCUAGAGCAUGAUGGGACACAGGAGGACCUAACCUCCCCAGCCCACUGGCAUCCACAGAGAGACAGGCAGCUAGACAUGACUGAAGAGGAUGAGGACCGAGCCAGCUCAGGGGACGUGGAGAGACAGGAGGGGGACUGGGAGGCAGGGAGUGAAGGGGAGGGCUACCCGGAGCUCUCUUUCGAUGGCCAGUAUGGCUCAGAGUACAGCGCUAGCCCCGAUGCUCUGCGGGACGCCCAGGCUCUGUACAGGGACUACGGCAAAUCCUUCAGCUUCACCACGGACGGCGGAGAGGAGCUUUCGGGACACUCCGACGUCAGCCCGCCCCCCUCCAGCACCCUGCCGGAGCGCUCCUCCAAGCCAAGCCAGAGAACCGGAGCUAAUGUCUUUGAAAGCCGGAGCCGGCUCAGAGAGAGCCCGGAGUUCCCCACAGAAACGGAGUUCUCGUCGCCCUCAGGCGGGCAGCUGGACAGCCCCAAGCUGAGCCCGCUGGCCGAUUCCCCCCGCUGGAGCCUGAGCCGGAGCCUCCUGCACCACCUGUCUGUGGAAGACCUUCAGAAUGCCCCGAGCAUCGACGCAGAGACCUUCCCAGACCCCUCCUAUACUGAGAGCGUGGAGGACCCGCCCCGAACCGUCUCCAAGGCUGCCUCUGCUGAUGGAGCGAGGGCAUCCCACCACCACCCCGUGCCUCCGCCUCAGCCUUCGGAGAGCUCAAGGCUCCAGGCAACAAAGACUCCCCCUUCCCUAUGGCAGGCUGGCAGCCAGCAGCAGGACAGGGCUCGGAAGCUGAAGAAGGCCAUUUCCCCAGCACUCCCUUCCAAGUUUAGCAGGCAGUCCAGGUCCCUGAGCCCUCAGGGGAACGUCGGAGAGCAGGCAGAGCGGUCUGGCUCGCCCAAGUCAGGCCCCGCCAGGCCAUCCCUGGCUGCAGCCGAUGCCUCGCGAUACGGGCGAGGCCAGCUCAACUACCCGCUGCCGGAUUUGUCCAAGGUGGAGCCGCGGGUGAAGUUCCCAAAGGACGAUCAGAGUUACCGCCCUCCGCGGGGCAGGACUCUGCCCAUGAGGGCCAGGGGCUCAGCGAGCCCCAUGGUCUUCAAGUCUCCUGCGGAGAUCGUCCGGGAGGUGUUGCUGAGCAGCACGGAGGGAUCCCCGCAAAAAUGCCCUACCCCUUCCACCACCAUGGUGCCCGAGGAGUUCAGGUCCCCGCAGCAAGCCACUGAGCUGGUGAAGCAGCUGCAGGAGGACUACCACAAACUGCUGACCAAGUACGCUGAGGCUGAGAACACCAUUGACCGCCUGCGGCUGAGAGCAAAGGUGAGCUUGUACGCUGACCCGCCAAAGCCCAGCCACAGCGUUCACAUGGGGACCGUGGCCCAUGGCUCCAAGGUCAUGGCUUUCAGCAUCCCACAGACCCGGAGAGCAGAGUUCAGCACCAACCCAGCUCCAGCCCUGCCAGCAGGUCUGGAUGAAGGGCCAUCGUCAGCACCAGGAGACCAGGCUCCAUCCUUUCCAGCUCAUUCUGCACUCACCGGCUUGGCUGGGGUUGACACCUGUACCUCUACGGAGAGACCGUUUCCAGAGGAUCCCCUGACACAGACUUUGGCGGGUCAGGCAAGGAAAUUUGGGAUGCAGGUGGAAUCCUUCGAGGGAUUGAUCCAAAUGGGAAGACUGACCCCGCAGGACCAGCUCUCGGGAUUUGCGAGGCUGAAGAACACGCAGGAUGCUCUGGAGCGAGCGUAUCUGCAGGCCCGGGAAGAGUACCGCCUGGAGCAACAGCGCCCAGGUGCAGCGGGGCCCCUUGGGGACUUCGAUCCAGACAGAGCGGUGGAAGGGGAGAUAUUCCGCCUGGGAAUGCGCUUGGAGGAGCUGAAGGAUGGGAUUGACCGAGCGCAGCAGAUCCUGCCCUCCCCAAGGAGUUGCUCUGCGCCAGCCUUGCCUCCCAGCUGUUUGCCAACCCUGGUCUCAGAGCCGCCACUCUCCUCCCCAAGGCCGUCAGUUCAAGCCCCGAUCCCAGCCCUCCGCACUCCCUACCCUGAGGCCCCUGUUCCAAAGCAUGCCCGCGCUCAAAUGCAAGUGGACGCAGAGGUGAGUUCUGCGAGUGGUGAGACGGAGGAGGAGAGAGAAGAGCUUCCCGAGCCCCUUCGGCACAAGCAGCUUCAAGUGGAGAAGGACUUCGAUAACCUGCUGGACCAGUACAAUAGCUUCAAGUCCUUGCCUGAAUCUCUGAGCAUGGAACAGCUGGGCCUGGAGGAGAACGGCUCCCCACAGGAAGUGGAUGGCCCUGCUGCAGAGGAUGCUGGGACGGCUGAGAGCUCUCUCGGGAUGCUGUCAUUAAAGGAAGAGAGGACGCAUGUGACCACUCAGCCGCAGCCCCCGGAGAGGAAGUCGCACGCCCUGCAGCCCGGGGAACACCGGCAGCUGGUCAGGAAGAGCAGUCGCUUGUCCUCUGUCCAGGGCGAGGAGUCCCUCCCUCGGAACAUGGCUAUUAAAGCCAGGCCCCAGGAUGCAAUCCCCAAGCCCUCCUUCGGGGGCCAGCAGGAGACACUAUCCCGCCAGAGCAGCAUGGCCAGCAUGGUGGGCAGCACCAUUUCUGAGCACCUUCCGCAGAAGCCUUUCCAUCAGGCAAAAUCCUCACGGUCCGAGGAUCAACGCAUUGUGUCUCCAGAGACAGACAGCGGGUUUGUGGGGUCGGAGGCCAGCAGGGUGUCCCCGCUGACGCGCACCCCGGAGCAUCACCCCUCUCGCACUGCGACCCCCGGCCUGCUGGGAAGAUCCGGCCCCACAUCCAGCCCUGCUGCCCUUCGCACUUCCCUGCGCAAAGUGGCAGCCCCCCUGCCGUCGGAAAAGGAACUGCUGGGCAUGUACACAUCCGCCAGCCAGGGGCCCCCCCGAGGCGGCACCCAGAGACACAGCCUGCCCCGUGGCAGCCCCUCCCAAACCAGCUCCCCUCCACAGUGGGCAAACAGCAUCACCAGCGAGGUGGUACCAGACGCAGACAUCACUCACACGGACUCCGAGGCAGAGCGGGACAGCAGGGCCAGCCCUUCUGAUCACCGUCCCAGCGAAACUAGAUGCCCACCCAGCUCCACCACCAGAUCGCCUUCCCCAGUCCGGGCUCACCACGGCCUCCUGGGCUCCCGCGUGGAACGAGACCAGGCCAUCCGGGCUCUGCAGGACGAGGUCUUGCGACUUCGGCAGCGGCUGGAGGAGAGUUUGCACCGAUCCCGCAGCUACCCAGAGGGAAAGUCAUCCCCACGCACCACUAGGAGUAGGAGGCAGCCCGAGUGGAACAGCCCCUCAGUCCGGAACUCAGCCACCUUUGGCGAAUCCACAGAGAGGAGCCCAGGCAAGUUUGGGGAGCCAGCUCCAGUGAUCAAGCCAGCGAGGCGGGUGAGGUCGGCAUCGCUCCCUCGGGAUGGGCCUGAACUGGACCUCGCUUCGGAUUCAGACUGCCCCCCGCCGCGGGCUCGAGAUGGGAAGCCCAGGACAAGCGUCUCCUCCAGGCAGAGCCCUGCGAGGACGCUGACAUUCAAGGGCCAUUACACAGGGACGCGCUACCACUUAUCUGCCCCUGUGUCCCCAGAACGGAGGGAAGACACGGGCCCCACUUCCUGCCUCCAUUGCCAAGGGACCAGGACACAAGCUGGCAAUGCAUCAGCGAGGGACACCGUGAGACCCACUCAGCAUAGCACUCCAAGGCAGAUGCACUGUCCAAUCUGCAGCGGGACCAGGAGCACCCCAGUUUCUAAAACCAGGGAUAAAGCAGCACAUGCAACCGGCCGCAGCACAGAGAGUGCCUCAUCUCAAGGCUCCGGUCGCAGUCGCAAACCCGAAAAGCCGCAGCAGCAGCCUGGCCUGUGGUACCUGGCGGCCCCACCCCCUGGCACAGCUGUCAACUACAUCCCAACAGUGUCCCUGCUGCCUUACUCGCCCUCUGUACUCUACUGUUCUCCACCAGCACCUACCUCAGUCCCCGGCUCAGCUGGCCUGCCUGCCCAUUACUCCAGUGAGUACAGAGUGGCAGAGCUGAAGCCCUGGGCCGCCCGGCAGCAAACCCAUGGUCGCCACCACUCCCUGAUGCUUGACUUUGACGACCUGGAGGACCUCAACUGGUCCUUGAGCCAGGCCGUGGAAGCCGCCAAGAGCAUGACAUUCACCACCAAGCAAAUGAACAGGUCGCUGACCUCUGAACUGAGCAAGGCAAGGCGCCUGAGGGGAUCCUGCCUCUUCUGACAGAACCUGGAGUCGGCGUCCUCUGGGGCCUGACGAGGACAGUUUGAGCUGGCAGGCUGAGCCUCUCCAAACAUCUGGAGAUAAGCCCCUAGCAUACAUCUGGGGAACUGAUUCGCCAAAGAAUGCCUAGGCUGUCCCUCAGCUUCCCACUCCUUCCAGUGGGGCUGGAGAGCCGUCCUCCGGGGCCUGCAGAGCCUGUGACAUACUGGAGUCUCCGCACGGGAUCCGCAGAGGAAGCUAAGCCUGCAGAGUCCUCUCUCCACCCUUCUCCAGAGCCACCUCAGCCCGCAUGUUACAGUUGCCUUCAGCCUCAAGCCUCUCUGCUCAGCGGGACCGGAGCUGCCGUUGCACUGGGGCACAUCACCUGCCCCUCUCCGCUUGGCCAGUAGCUUUCGGUUGUUGGUGGUUUUCUUAAAGGAUCAAAUGUUAAGAUGAAGGAAGACAGUGAAAACCUCGGGACACGUGGCUGGGCAGAGAGCUGCCCUGGCCUCCCGGGGGCCUGAGACCCGCACUUUAGAAUCCCCCUGGCCUUGUCCCUAGAGAGCACCCUACUUUUAAGUAUCGUUUUAACUCCCCUUCCCCUUCUUCCUAUUGGCCAGCUUGGAGAUGGACACCGGCCAAUGGCUUACCAUCGCACUGUGAGAUCCCACCCCUAGCCCCUUGCAGAAAUUCCCACUUGGUCCUUACCCCACCUUGCGUUGCUAAAUCAAUCCAUUUCCAUGUGGAUCUGACCCAGUACACCAUGUCAGAGGGCUACCGAGGCACAGCCCAGCUGGGACAAGCUCUGUUUACAAGCUGAGCCUUUUCACGCAUCGCUCUUGUUUUGUGUAGGACCUAUCAGAAUAAGGCUCCCCUUGCAGCAAACGUUACCUCAGAGUGCUUGUGACGGACAGGAUACAUAUCUCUCUUUUUCUACGUUCAUCUCAAAGGUGAAUGGAGGAGGAUCAGAUGUUUAUGGAAUUUUAUUGUUUUUCUACCUGGUUGCUCCUGGCUGUUGUUAGAAAAAAUGAAGGACAUUCCCAUCAGGGCAAGCCCUAGGCGCCAUCUUCACCAGACCAGGGGUUCAUCCAGCCCUGUCUGACCGGCUCCAAAGCUGCAAUCGCAUCUUCGAGUGCCUUAGGGGGUACAGUGCACAGCCCGGGAGGGAUCAGUCUUUGAGCAGCAGCAGGCAAAGGGUUAAAGGAACAUUGUCCAGAUAAGACGUGCCCAUCCCAGCAGUUUAGAUGAUCGGAGCAGAAACCAUUUUUAGCCACUUCUUUGGUAAUUUUCACCAUAUCUGCUGUUUCUGGCUUUGCUGUGGGGGAAAGGAAGCACAAACGGUCAGUUUCAUUUUCUGUUUCUAAGGCCUGAUCCUGAGAGGCAUUGAGCACUCUUCCUUCUCCUUGAAUUUGGGAGAAGUCACAGGAGCUCAGCACCUCUUAAAGGUCAGCCGCGCGAUUAGAGCCCCGCACUGAUUCUCCCGGGCUAGCCCAGUGCUGGAGCUGGCCAAUGCUGCAUCAGUUUUUGGUUUAACCUUGCUUUCAUUGGCACUUAUUUUGAACUCUCACAACCAUUUCUGUGGAGAUGAAGACCCAAACCUGCAAUCAGAUCCACUGGGGUGCCAUCCCCUUCUCCUCUCCCCCCUCGCCCCCCGACAAGAGCGGAUAGAAAAAUAUGUAAGUGUCACGCAAGUGUUCAUUUUCUCUACAUUUUUUAGUGAAAAAUCUCAACGUUUUCCCACUUUCCACUGGAAAAAAUCUACAGCCAGAAAUAUUUCAGUUUUUGGUUCUUCCCCCUUUCUUUCUCCUUCUUUCUCUGCUGCCACUGAAAAGACAAAGGAGGAAGGAAAAAAGAAAGUAAGCGCUAGAGGGAUCAAUAAUUGAAAAAUUUAAAGCAAAAAAAAAUAAAAAUCCUGUUCCAAAGUUGGAAAAUUACAACCACCACUCCAACCACACAUCUGCGAAAAUGUUCAGGGUUUUUUUGGGGGGAAGGUGAUUUUUUCAUUGGAAUAAAAAUUCAAAUGGAAAAAUUUCAGCCACUCUAUUGACAUCAGUAAGGUUUUUGCAUGUGUGUAGGAGUCUCUUUCUAUCCACCUGUCUGUCCAUCCAUUCCCAUAAUAACCAUCUCUCUAUCUACCUAUCUCUCUAUAUAGCAUCUGAUUUCAGGAUUGUCAUCUAGGUUUGUAAAUCCCCCCUUAAAAAAAAAAAAAAGUUUUAGCCAAAAUUGGACACUGUCCCUUUAAAACCACAGAUCUUUCUGCCAACUUAGAAUUCGGGUUUGGCUUAUAUCAAGCUGUUUGAUCCCCUUAAAGACGCGCCUGUUUGCAUGUUGAUAUUUUUAAUGGAACAUUUGUCAUUGUGGUAGCUGGUGAGUGGCUAAACCACUCUCUCUUCAGGUUUUGGUUAUGUGUAUCUGUGUGUGUGUAUGUGUGUGUAUAUAUAUUCAACAUAAUCCUUAGGGCAUUUCACUUUUUACAUGUAAUUUAUUGGUUUUUUAAAAACUGUUCCUACUGUGUGUGUGCUUUUAAAUUUGUGAGGGGUGGUGCGCAAAUUCUGCUCCAGCCUAUAAUGGUCCUUGUCUGUGCAAAUGGUGCAUGUUUGCACUGGGGCUGGGGCCAGAGGGUCACCAACCAAUCAAGCCUCCUUGGAAAAGGUAGGAACAGGCUCCCUCUACAAUGCAGUAGCAGCCAGUUGCUGUUCUGAUAAUAGGACUUGAUCAGGACUUUGCAGAAGGAGAAUAUAGCACAGGUACUGUUGAGGCUGUAUCCUGUUGCACGUUAGCAUGGAUCAAAGCACGUGCUUGGACAUAGGAGGAAAUCUCUGAGUGAAGGUACAUCCCGACAUUGCUCCCUAUGGUACGUCAUGCCGUCAAAAUUUAAAAUGCAGUAGAUUUAACUCUCAAAAGCUGUCCUAGCAGGGCCUUUCCCUUAUUCCAGCUUGGGUGGCUGUUUUGUGAACAGGUCAUUCAAACUCUCCCAGCAAAAGUGGUACUUACUCUAGUUUCCAAAUCAGCAGUGUAGGGAGAGUUUGACCAUCCCUUUAAACACUGAACUGUCUGACGCUCAAGUGCCAUCUAAACUCCACGAGGGGACGGAGCCUGGGCCUGGGAGUUAAGGUUGCUUGGGGCUUGUCCACACACAGACGUUGCACUGGUUUAACACCACAGAAUCAUAGAAGAUUAGGGUAGGAAGAGACCUCAGGAGGUCAUUUAGUCCAACCCCCUGCUCAAAGCAGGACCAACACCCACUAAAUCAUCCCAGCCAAGGCUUUAUCAAGCCGGGCCUUAAAAACCUCUAAGGAUGGAGAUUCCACCACCUCCUUAGGUAACCCAUUCCAGUGCUUCACCACCCUCCUAGUGAAAUAAUGUUUCCUAAUAUCCAACCUAGACCUCCCCCACUGCAACUUGAGGCCAUUGCUCCUUCUGUCAUCUUCCACCACUGAGAACAGCCAAGCUCCAUCCUCUUUGGAACCCCCUUUAGAUAAAACUAAAUCGCUAUGUGGACACUCAUUGAUUUUAAACCAGGCUUGUAUUGGUAAAUUUAGAAGUGCAAGGUAAAUCAUGAUAAGCUGGAACCCAAUUAGAAGAGUGUGUGUGUGUGUCCGUGCACACUCUUGCCUUGGUUUAAAGUCACACCUUUAGUCAAACCCGUGCAGGCUUAUGUGCAGACAAGAUUUUCAACAGUGACUAGUGAUUUUUGGUGCCCAACCCGACACCCUUUAAAGAUGGCUGAAUUUCAGAGGGCAGGUUAUCAGCACCUCCAAAAAUCAGUCCCCUUUCAGAUGGCUCAAGCUGGACAUCCCAAACUUAAGGCUCUCCUAAGCUCGAGUUGCUUUUCAAAAUCUUGACCUAGGCCUUAGACUAUGUGCUACAGCGUAUGGAAAAAGUCACCAUUUUGGCCUCUGUGAGAGCUAAUAACCUCGUCUUUCCACAUCUCCGCUCAGGGUCUGUACCACGCUCCAUGACACACGUUUCGCCUGGCACAAAUAUAACUGUGCACACAAGCCAUCUAUCAUCAGGCCAUAUCUCAAAAUCCCUGCUGAAGACCAAACUCCCAUUGACUACAAUCGGAACAUUCUUGGGGGUAGGGUGACCAGAUGUCCUGAUUUUAUAGGGACAGUCCCGAUAUUUGGGGAUUUGUCUUAUGUAGAAACCUAUUAUCCCCCACACUCUGUCCCAAUUUUUCACACUUGCUGUCUGGUCACCCUACUUCAGGGGAAGGGUUAAUCUCAGAAAAAUCAUGAAGUAAAGGGUUUUGGGAAUUGAUCCUGAACGUGUGGCUUUGUUUAUAUGUAGGACCUACCCCAAGUGCCCCAUUUUAAAAAUUAUUGCUUAAUUUUUUUUUAGUAGUAUUAUAAUCCAGUUGUGGCUGUUUUUAAUGCAGAAGGCAAGUUAUCAGGUCUCACUCUUUUUAGGGACCUCACAGAGCCACUGAAAUUAUGUCCCAUCACAGACAGUCCUGGAACAAGGGGAAGUUGUGGUCGAUCCAUAAAGCUUCAGAGCUUGCAUAGUGAAACUCAUCUCAAACAACCGCUGACAAAAAAUGGAGUAGCUUAACAGAGGUGGUCUGAACUGAACUCUGGGGGAUAUUUGGGGGGCAGUUUCUUAAAAUGUGUGUUUGUCUGAGAACCUCUGUCCAUGUAGACAACGGAACGCACUGACAACAGCCUCGGCUGUAUAGUGAGGGACAAAGGCCCCGUUUCCAUGCAGCGCCCUGAGCAAUUCUCGUUGAAAUGUGAAAGCUUUGCUUAGAGUGAAGUAGUUCUGUGUGAGGUUUUUUUUUUAAAAAAAAGAUUGCUAGAAGAGGCUUCCAUUUGACAGACCAAAUUCAGGCCUGGUUUUGAAGGGUGCAAUGCCAUUGACUUAUAGAGGAAUUGCACGCACAGCUUUGAAUUUUGCACGUCCUUGUUUUCUUGUCGCAAAGCUGGUUGUACUGUGGCCAAGAGCCCCCAAGCUCUUGAAACAAGGACACUGUGGUUAAUGCAUCCUCGCUGGGAGAACACAAGACAUCCGGGUGUGUGUAUUUAAUUCUAGGAACUGCAAGAACAAGAAGUGACGGUUACGUUUUCAGCAUCUCCUGUUUUUGUAAUGAACUAGCAGAGCCAUUUGACAGUAUUUUGUAAUGAGAUAAUUGCCUAUUUUUUAAUGAAAUAAAUUUGUUUGUUUUUCAAA
Chelonia mydas (Green sea turtle) is the source of this 13562-nucleotide messenger RNA. It is a transcript of the gene AKNA, whose product is annotated as AT-hook transcription factor. The coding region runs from base 3819 to 8414 and encodes 1531 amino acids. Gene Ontology annotation, biological process: neuroblast division in subventricular zone; neuroblast delamination; epithelial to mesenchymal transition. Gene Ontology annotation, cellular component: centrosome. NCBI's taxonomy places the organism in Eukaryota, Metazoa, Chordata, Testudines, Cheloniidae. The transcript has 22 exons. The record is from RefSeq and is a predicted model, not a curated record.